Messenger RNA from Papaver somniferum (opium poppy), 522 nucleotides. Its product is annotated as Werner Syndrome-like exonuclease. The transcript has a single exon. Gene Ontology annotation, molecular function: nucleic acid binding; 3'-5' exonuclease activity. Gene Ontology annotation, biological process: nucleobase-containing compound metabolic process. Gene Ontology annotation, cellular component: nucleus; cytoplasm. Lineage: Eukaryota; Viridiplantae; Streptophyta; Magnoliopsida; Ranunculales; Papaveraceae. The coding region runs from base 1 to 522 and encodes 173 amino acids. The record is from RefSeq and is a predicted model, not a curated record.
AUGACUUGUGGAGUUUCCAUUCGUGAUCUUCCCAAUAUCUUCCGAGACCUAGAUAUACAAGAAGUUUACGGUGUAAGUGUUGAUAAUGAGGAAAUCGAAACAGUUGUAACUAAGAGCGGAUCAUCAGUUGAGAGCUGGAUUGAAUGGAUUUAUAAUGAGUACGAUGAUGAUUAUGUUAACCAUCCCACUGUUGGUCUUGAUGUGUAUUGGAAACCUUCUUUUGGUACCCAUCGUAAUCCAGUAGCAAUAUUACAACUCUGUGUUGAUCGUAGAUGUUUGAUUUUUCAGAUCAUACAUGCCGAUGAAGUCCCUGAAUGUCUUGAUGAGUUUGUUAAAGACACUAAUUAUAGAUUUGUUGGAGUUGGAAUUCAAAGUGAUGUUGAUAAGCUUGGAAGUGACUAUAAUCUCUGUGUUGAGAAGGUUUUUGAUCUUAGAGAUCUGGCUGCUGAGAAGUAUGGUAGGAAGGAUCUUAAGAAUGAUGGGUUGAUGAAAUUGUCUGAUUUUCUUUUGGAUAUUGGAUAA